UGGCCCCCGCGUGAUUUACAGCCACAGUGAACUGCCUCACUGGCAUACAUUCGCACGAGUGCUAGAUACAGUGUACAACGUUAUUAUUUGCUCGCCGGUUAACCAAAAACGUGGUUGCAAAUCGUGGCACGUCAUCGCACGGACUUGUCACGCUACUACCAGGCAAGCAAGGACCCUCAAAAACAACGCGGGGUUUCGCAACACCUCGUCGGGUUUGUUGGCCGCUGAUGCCUGCGAUACGCUCGUGCACGUUGUUGCCCGCAGGCAUGGCUACGUGAAACUACGAAAAUAAGUAACUGCCGUGUCCGAGGUUGCUGUGCCCGGUUACCCAGGCCGGCAGGUCGUUGCGGCCAUGGCGCAGGUUGCAUGCGUCUUCGGCGGCACUCGCGGAAUUGGGCUGGCCGUGGCACAACGCUUCCUGAGAGCGGGCAGCCCUGUGGCCGUGUUCUCUCGAGACCAGAAGAACGUGCAGGAGGCCCUCAAAGAACUAGCAUCGGAACCUGGUGUUGUGCACGGACGUAAAUGUGAUGUCCGCAACGAAGCGAGCGUGCGAGAGGCCCUGGCUUGGGCCGAAGAUCAGGUCGGUCCCGUACACUACCUCGUGACUGCAGCUGGCGUUGGCCUCGACCGGCUGCUCGCCCAGACGAGCGAGGCCGAGAUGCGGAACCUAUUUGACACCAACGUCAUUGGCACGCUGUUCUGCACCAAAGCUGCCCUAAAGGCUGGCAUGCUGCGCCGCCGACAGGGUUCCAUUGUCAACGUGGGCAGUGUGGUUGGUGAACGAGGCAACGUUGGCCAGACUGUCUACUCUUCCAGCAAGGCUGCUCUGGUGGGCCUGACCCGCUCGUUGGCCAAAGAAGUCGCCUCUCGGAACAUCAGGGUCAACAUGAUUCAGCCCGGUUUCAUAGACACUGGCAUGACACGCGCGGAACACUUGCAAGCAGUGGUGGGCCGCAUCCCCAUGCAGCGGCCAGGCCGUGCCGAGGAAGUGGCGCGUGCGGUGCAUUUUUUGGCAAGCAGCAGCUACGUGACGGGGCAGGUGCUGCCCGUCGACGGUGGCCUCAGGUUGGCCAUGUGAAGAGCCCGAGCACAAGAACGCUCAGGCACACGGGGCGGUGUCAGUGCGCACCAGGGCCGCCCAGGACAGGCCUUGGGACAGCACCAGGGGGAGCAGGAGUUCGGCCCCUUCCCAGGGCCAGGGCUUGCCAAGGUUCGGGCAGCAGCGCGUCGCCUGGCAUGGCCCGGUUGCCCACACGGCUGCGAAAACACGCGAGGCAACAAUGCUCCUUGGAGUCACAGACACACACACACAACUUUCCAGAAAGAACAGCAUACGGAGCAGCUUAUAGAUGGAGCAGUAUUAUGUGAUUCCUGUCUCAUAUUCAGGUACAUUGUCAGACCCUGAGGCUUGAGUAGACUAGGGUUUGCAGUAUUUACACUAAGAAAAGUGUUAUGGGGAAAUGCAAUAUGUAUGAGCAACCUAAAUGUAGUAGAUGUGGUAUGACAUGUUAGCGAGUUUUAGUGCUGCGUGCAUAGUAUCCAUAAUGGCGUUGCGCACGUAAGAACACUGCGUUUCGCAUAGUACGCAUGAGCAGAAGUUCUGCGCCCACGCUUUAUGCAAAAUGUGGUGCUGUUACGUAUGCAACGCUGUUACGGAUGCUACGUACGCAGUACUAAAACUCACUAUUAGUAGUUGUUUAUGUUCACGUUCUUGGAAAACACACCCUCCUUUCCAGAAACCGAAUACACAGCACUCUAUAGAUGGAGCAGUAUCACAUAUCGUUCAGGUACAUUGUUGGACCCCAAGGGUUGAGGGGACGGGGUGUUUGUAGUAUUUACGUGAAGAAAUUAUGUGAUAGAGGUAUGUGCUAUGUAUGAGCAACCUAAAUGUAGUAGCUAUAGUUAUGACAUAGUUUUUUUGUGGUCACAUACUCAGAAAACACACCCAACUCUCUAGGAAGAACAGCAUACGCAGCAGUGUAUAGAUGGAGAAGUGUUAUGUGACUCCUGUCUCGUAUCAUACAGGUACAUCGCCGGACCCCCAAGGGCUGAGUAGACGGGGUUGUUUGUAGUACUUAAGUGAAGAAACAAUGAGAUAGAGAAAUGUACUGUGUAUGUGCAACCUAAAUGUGGUAGUUGUAGUUAUGACAUAUUAGUUGUUUAUGGUCACAUACUCGGAAAACACCGUGGCAGAAGCAGUUCCUAUCAUUCCAUUGAAUACACGACAGAGAAGUGAGCACAAGGAAGAUCUAAAGGUCUACAUGUACACUGCAUGGAAAGAAAAUGAUAAAGUGUGUUGGGAAGACAGUGCAACACAAUGCUACAAGGAUGUAGGUUCUUGUAGAAUGGUUAAAUGACUUUUCGGAGAGAUUUAAUAUAUUGCAAAGUGGGGAAUUUUAUUGAAAUGUUGUAUGUGUUUGGGAGCAAUGAAUGUUUAAAUAGUU
Messenger RNA from Rhipicephalus sanguineus (brown dog tick), 2444 nucleotides. Its product is annotated as carbonyl reductase family member 4. The coding region runs from base 353 to 1078 and encodes 241 amino acids. Lineage: Eukaryota; Metazoa; Arthropoda; Arachnida; Ixodida; Ixodidae. The transcript has 5 exons. Gene Ontology annotation, molecular function: quinone binding; oxidoreductase activity, acting on the CH-OH group of donors, NAD or NADP as acceptor. Gene Ontology annotation, biological process: fatty acid biosynthetic process. The record is from RefSeq and is a predicted model, not a curated record.